This is a messenger RNA of Melanotaenia boesemani (Boeseman's rainbowfish), 6520 nucleotides long. RefSeq names its product ST3 beta-galactoside alpha-2,3-sialyltransferase 2 (gene st3gal2). The record is from RefSeq and is a predicted model, not a curated record. Gene Ontology annotation, molecular function: beta-galactoside (CMP) alpha-2,3-sialyltransferase activity. Lineage: Eukaryota; Metazoa; Chordata; Actinopteri; Atheriniformes; Melanotaeniidae. Bases 34 to 1158 code for a protein of 374 amino acids. The transcript has 7 exons.
GGAGCUCCCAGACUGUCGGAGCUCAGGCCUUGGAUGAGCGGAGGGGUGGUCAUAGGUGGAGGUAGUGGCGCGGGAGGAGAUGGGGCAGAGAAAGGAGGCAGGCUUAGAUGUUCCCGCAGACUCUGGGUUCUUCUCGGAACGCUGGUUCUCGUCUUUCUCACCUCACUCUUCGUGUCUGUCUCCCUGCGCGGGGGCGUCGGAUUCAACUACCUGGAGCCACCUGGGUGGGAGGAGUCGAGGCGGGUGAAGCUGGUGCCCAACUAUGUGGGGGCUCACCAGCUGUCACCAGCCGACACUCAGCUGCAGAAGACAUGUGCCUGCCCUCGGUGUGUUGGAGAUCCUGGAGUCUCCGAUUGGUUCGAUGAGAACUAUGACCCAGACAUUUCUCCCGUUUGGACCAGAGACAACAUCCAGCUGCCCCCUGAUGUCUACUACUGGUGGGUGAUGCUGCAGCCCCAGUUUAAACCCCACAGCAUCCAGCAGGUGCUCCUGAGGCUCUUUCAGGUGAUUCCCGGAAGGUCGCCAUAUGGCUCUUGGGAUCCGGGACGCUGCCUUCAGUGCGCUGUGGUGGGAAACUCUGGAAACCUCCGUGGGGCUGGAUACGGGGCCACCAUUGAUGGACACAACCACAUCAUGAGGAUAAAUCUGGCCCCCACGGUGGGCUAUGAGGAAGAUGUGGGGAGCCACACCACUCACCACUUCAUGUACCCAGAGAGCGCCAAAAAUCUGGCCGCAAACGUCAGCUUUGUCCUAGUUCCCUUCAAAACACUGGAUCUGGUUUGGAUCACCAGUGCUCUGUCUACCGGCCAGAUUCGAUUUACUUACGCUCCAGUGAAGCAGUUCCUCCGUGUUGAUAAGGACAAGGUUCAGAUCUUCAACCCAGCCUUCUUUAAAUACAUCCAUGACCACUGGACCCGACAUCACGGGCGCUACCCCUCCACCGGCAUGCUGGUGCUUUUCUUUGCCCUGCAUGUCUGUGAUGAGGUGAACGUUUUUGGCUUUGGGGCAGACAGCCGAGGAAACUGGCACCACUACUGGGAGCAGAACCGCUACUCCGGAGAGUUCAGGAAGACAGGUGUCCAUGACGCGGACUACGAAGCCCAGAUCAUUCAGCAGCUCGCCAAGGCCGGAAAAAUCACAGUAUUCCCUGGAAAAUGAGCAGCAGAGUAUACUGCGUAGAUCUUCGCUUCAUCAGCCAAACACCAUGCGUUAGAUACUCACCUUUACUAACCUGCACCAGUUUAGAUUCUUAGUUGUGGUUAAGGCUAACUGAAGGUGACCAAAUGAUCUCAGAUGCUUCCAAAAAAUUUGUUUUUGUUAACUUUUCCCCUCGAGUUAAGUCCUAAAUCAGCCUCGAUAGUCACCCUAUAAUGGCUUCCUGUAGGCCAAAGUCGAGGCUGCUGCUCUUUUCCCCGAGGCAAGUGACAAGCUUGAUGGCUGAACAGCUGGAAAAGUCAAUAACCACUAAAACAAACCCCUGCAGCUCUGAAGUAUCCACAAAUAACUCACUAGCCUCAAGUGGAAAUGCUCAUACUUUGAGGACUAUUUAAUCCCCUCUUCAUAUCAAACAGUACGCUCCACGGUGAGCCAGUGAAGUCGAUGACUCGUGUUCGAUGUUGUGACAUUUUAACCUUCGAGUCUGAGGAUGCUGAAAGGAUUUAAAGCUCUUCAUUGUUGACUAAAGCUACAGAACAUGAGUCGUGUCUUUCAGGCCAAACAUCUCUAACGAUUUCUGUUGUUACAAGGUCUAUGUGGCCAUGACGGCUUGUAAAACAGUUGCUUAGAGACGGUAUGUGAUGACUGCAGGUUUAUUGAAUAUGGCCGCCAUCUGAAGUCCCCCUUCGACCCCUUAUAGUGUCUUCACCUCAUAGAUUAUCAAAAACACAAUCAAGACUUUCUGCCUUUCAGCCUCUGACUCAAAUCGCUGCAGCAUCGCUCGCCUCAGCUUCUGGAGGUUGCUAAAUGCCAUGGCAACCGUAGGCCCUGCUGCAGUCUACUCACAUCUAGACAUGAAGAGAGAUGUGUUGAUUUGACUGCAUGAGACUCUAAUGAGGCUAAAAGUACAUCUCCUGGGAUUUCAUGUUUGGAUGGAGGCAUGCUGGUUUCUGGUUGGAGACCUCGUGUGGUCUGUCAGAGUCUAAUUAGGGAGAGACGGCGAUGGAGAGCUCGAACAUGAGAUUUGAUGCACUCAACCGUUUGUAAGAACAAAAAAAGGAGUUCGGUGGUUGUUCGGGAGGCAACUUGGACAAACUUUAACCGGAGUCUCCCCCAUUUUGAAAGGACUCUUCCACAAAGCCAGACUCCUGCUUCCCGGUGGAGUCAAUAGAUCGUCUGGAGGACUUUGUCCCAGAUUAAGGCCUAUAUGAUGGGGUGAGAGAAAACCCCCACUGGAACUUGUUACUGCUCGUUAGCAUCUCGGCCUCAUUAACCACUCGCCCUGAUCCCUGGUCAACCAAUUAAAACUUCAGCAGAGUCUGGAGGAGGUGGAGCCACCAGACGCCUUAGACUUCACCUCUGCAGCCCGUUUCAUGAUGGCGACAGAUCUCAGUGUUAGUUUUGUACCGCUGCCGGCUCAGAUUGGGUUUUUCCCUCCUUCCGGCAGCAUACUAAUGGUUUCUGCCAACAUAAAUGACCCAUUAUUACCCUCCAUUCUGACUUAUUUACAUCUAAAAAAGAAAACAAACUAAUUUUUGUAGGGAAAAAAAAGAGGGAAGAGAGACAUGAGCUUUGAAUGAAGGAAAAGAGUUUGAGAUGCGGCUGUAAAUCCAAACAUGACAGAUGUGUUCACAAACAAGCAGCUGGUGGCUAAUAAAGAGAAGUGCUCAGGGUUCCUGAGCACAUCUGGAAACACACUGCAGAAAAAGACCUGAUAAACUAUAUCUUUGCUUCUUUAGAACAACCUGAUGUACGUCAGGCACUGAGUCAAAAGUUAAAUCAUGGAUUACCUAAAGCUCCUGAAAAUUUGGUUUAAGAUUAAAUUAUGUUCAAAUCUUCCUAAAUAUUCAUGAUCAGAUAAAAACAUAAGUAUAAAGAGUACCCGUAGGAGUUUAGAGCAGCGUGUAGUCUCAGAGCAACAAUGCUCCAUUUUAUUCUCCCCCUGGUGACAAAUGAGUCUCUAAAGAUAGAGAAAUCUCAAAUAUCAAACCCUUAAGGGAAUUAUUCAUCAAAUUACCCACUUUUACAGAAAGGGUGCGUCAGAUUUACGUUUGCCUUAAUUAUCAAGGGUUCAAUAUGGCAACUUAGAAAUGUUAGAUACUUGAUUUUGCUCCUGGGGACAAAUCUGAAACAUCAGAUGCCAAAAAUGAGUCAAAACUCCACAAGAGACAAAUGUUAGGAGACAAAAUCCCCAACGUUGUCCAGCUAAUAAUAUUUGUUUUCUUGUGUUAGAAGAAGCUUUUAUGGGCAUUUCUGUAGUUGCAGGGUUUAGAAUGCCAAAAUGGCCUCAAAGUUCUGGUGAUAAGAAAAAAAAAAAAUAUUUUCAUGUGAGGAAUGAACUGUGGAUGUGUCAUAGUGAUCUGUACUGAAUACCUGACCUGCUUACCUGUAGUGUGUUAAAUAUUUUUUUACACCCAUAUUUUAUCUUACAUACACCAAAUAAUCCUCCAGAAGUAUUUAAAUGUGUUAUUUCAGCACUAAAUAUUUCAUCAAUAAGUUUUAGCUAUUUAUUUUGCCAGAAGUGAAAAUGGAAAUCUUCCACCAUAAAAAAAUCUAAACUUAAAUACAUUAGGCUUAGAAAAGAAAGAGAAGAGAAAUGCAGCUGCAGCUGAUGCUUCAGGCUGGGAAAUAAAAGUGAUAAAAUGUGGUUUCUCAGCCUCAGGACGCUGCAAGGCAGCUCCAGAAAUGUACAUGAUAAAGGUCACUGCAGCAUCAACUCAAGUCAGAAACUCAGAAUUUUAAGGCUGGAAACUUGUGUAGUGUUGCUUUAAACAAGAUCACAUCAACUUGAUCUCUAAUAAUCGAAGAUUCUGGACCUAACACACAUUUGUCCCCAUUAACAUUUUUAAAUCUAUUUUUCAGCUCAACAGAAAGUUUGAACCCUGAGGCACCUUCUGUAAAAGAGGCUGUUUGAUAGAUCCUUUUCUUGUUUGCUUAUCAGUUAAAAGAAAAUGUAACUGUAGGAAAACUGAGGUGGAAACGUAAAACGACCAUAGGAAUAUGUUCCUUGUUCCCGCUCUGGUUCUUGUCUCUCCUUGGUGAUGUGUUUAAUGGUGGACACAAGAAAUGAGCAAAAAUCUCAAUGAACUGUUCAGAAAAUAUUUCCAGUGGCUUUCAUUUUCAUUUAAAAAGAAUAAAGAUCUGUUUCAGCCUAAAGUGACUCUUAUGAGCAAAAACUAAAAGUCUGCCUUCCCAUAAUGUUUGAAGAUAGUAGAAUGAGACCACCAGCUGUUGCAGCACAUCCUCUGAUCAUGCUUUAAGAAAAAAAAAACCUCACCUGUGUGUGACGGAGCAGAUGGGAUUUAACCGCUCUGAUCCCAUGUUUUAGUUUGAUAUGAACAUCCAGCAUUGUGCACUCACAUGGACAAGGGUUGGGGUGUCACACUGCCCUCAUCAGGUGAUGUGAUGAGCUGAUCCCAGCUCCGUUUUUCUUCCUGUAACUCCACAUGUUCUCGUCAUUCUCCACAGGUUUUACAGGAAGCCGUCGUGUUGAGCUGGACUCAUCUCACACAGACUGAAGCUGGACGUACCGUUUGCGUUUCCUGUCUUUUUCCUCGCACUCAAACACACUUUUGUGCCUUGUCCUGCCAUUGCGCCAUCAACAACACACACCUGCUACCUUUUUAUUUUGUCACACACAUUCGGCUGAGAGCUGUGCCUUCUAAGCUACACUUAAAACACACACACAUAACACACACUGCCUUCUGCUCUUCACUUCUUACUGCUUUGUAAACAGAUGUUUUUAAAGAUGACUGCGGGCUGAAAACUGAUGAUGAACUGGAUUUAUAUAAGCUUGCUUUUGAUCGGACUGCAUGCAGAGAGGGUUACCUGCUGGAUUCAAGCCCCUGAGACUGCAGGAAAAACAUGCAACAGUGAUGAAAAAGCAAAUGAAAAAAAAGGUUUAGAAAUCUUAGCUGCUGCUUGCUCCCCUCCAGCUUCAUAAUGAAUGUUAAUUCCUUUCACGCUGACAUUUUUUCACCCCUCUGGCAGCAGAAUACCUUAUUUUCAGUUAAUGUGCUCCCAAACAGGCUGUUCCAGCAAGCGAGUUGUUAUCAGCCUCGUCCCUGUCGACCAGCUGAAGACCACAGUGUCUGAUCAGAUAAGGAGAGAGCAGAGUAAACCCUUCCCGCUGUUUCAACCUAAAUUAGAGGCAUGACACAGAAAUGAGUGUCCAUGUGGCAAACAUAACCUAAAGUAGGUCUUUUCUCCUGCUGCUGACCCAAAACUCCUAUUUUAUUAGCUUCCAGAAGAGAUUCAGUUCAUUUAAACCAGAUAAAUCUUCUUACUGAAAGAUGUGCCGUUUAUUUUAUUUAAACUGAUUUCCUUCAAAAGAUGCUUUUUUUUUGUUGUAAUUUCCAAGCUAUAUGACCCCCAAACCUUCCCUGACUUUUAAUCAUCUUUAAACUGCUCCUUCAAUUUCUGCUUUAUUUUAUCUGACACAUUAGACCCAAAGCUACGUCACAUUUCAGCCAAAAUCACUCAUUUACAGAUCGAGUUCAGGCUUUAAGCAACAUGUGCACCACAGUCUCCAGUAUCCUGAACAAAACCAGGCUCCUACAGCUCAUUGCAUGUCUAUUUAAACAGCACCUGCUUGAUGCCAGAGAUCAGAUCUCAUGAAGUCACUGGUACAAGUCAUCUUACACGAUAUGUUGAAUAAGCAGCAGAAAUUCGUCACAAUGUAGCUUGUUAUUUAAGAAAAAGACAUCCGCCACAAGGAGUUAAUCAGAUAAUAAACAAAACAAAUCUACAGUCAGAAGAGUUUUAUAAUAAAAAUCUUCACCGUUGCCCCGUCCCUCUAGGCCUUAUUUAUUACUUUAAUAUCUGAACAAGAACCCAUCACUUGGUUUGAGCUGAGCUGAGAAAACUGGAUCGAUUCAGCUGAAAGAUCUAGAAAAGAAGAUGAAAAGAUUAGACUACUGGUCCUGUUUUAGAGGUGAGAACACAUCCAAGCAGCUCUUUACUCAUCUGUACCAAACAGAAACUCAGCAGACAGCCCAUAUCAGACCGCCUCCAUCGAUUGUAACGCCAAUACUCACACCUCUGUUAGAUAUUGUCCUUUUGCUCCGUAGUGUCUGGGAUGAAAUGUUAGACUUGUCAAGUAGGAACAAAGCUGCUUAGUGAAUCUGUAAGACCAGCAAACGUACAGAAGCAGAUAGUGUAGGAACAGAAAUAGUGAGUUAAACUUAGUUUGAGUGUGUGAAGCUUCCCCGUGUGGGUGGAGUCCUAUCACCGCCGUCUCAUCCCGCCUUUAAUGUCUUCUUCAGUAACUUCUGGAAAAAGGCUGUGUAUUUACCACUGAACGUCUGUAUGACACGUGACUCUUUGUAUCUUAUGCUAUUGUACAAAUAAAGGCUUCAUGAAACUG